AGAGGCAUCCAAUCGGCGCAUGCGCUUCACGAACGAGCGUGGUUUGGCAAAGAUGGCGGCGAGCUCCGAUUUGCUGGGAGAUGUUUUCUUCAAAACAGAGAGGGACGAAAAAGUGAAAAGUGAGCUAAUUGGAUCUCUGGACACCGAGUCAACAGAAGAAAGUCACGUUAACUCAGCGGGUGGAACGCAGUCUGAAACAAAUCACGCUGACAGCUCGGCUAUUCGCAGUAGUUUUAAUAUUCAGGGCAGCAAAAUGGGACUUUCACAACAAGAGCUUGCUAAAGCAGGGUCAGGAGUUCAAAGAGGUGUCAGUAGCAGUGCGGGGUGCCUCGUUCCGAGGAUGGACGGAGCGGCGGGGGUCACCCCGGCGGCUGAAGCGGUCGGUAACCCCGCUCAGAGUCAACCUCAGCCGGCAACGGCCAGCGGAGUUGUUACGGCGGCAUCAGACGCGGCAUCCGGGCUGGAGAAACCCGAGGGAGCCCAAAGUUUGAAUGGAAGCGCCGCGGUGACGAACUGUCACAUCGCAGAGAGCAGAGCCGACAGUUCGCAGCCCAACGGACCGGCUCCCGCGUGCAAGGAAGAGGCAGCGGCUGUUCAGCCUAGCACUAUCAUUCGAACUACUUUGAGUGCUCAAAAUGCUCCCUCCCCCGGCGUGGUUCCGGCUCAGCCCGGUGCCAGAACAACUGUACCCACGGUCACGCUGGUGAAGCCGCUCAUGCAAACUUCCACCAGCAGCCCGGUUCUAACCUCCUCGUCACCGGGCAUCAGUGUUUCCAGUAGCUCCCCUGUCACUAAAUCGGACUGCACGAAAAGUGUCAUCCUGACCGGCGGUCAAGCCGCGCCGCCGCCAGGCGCCACGGCGACCAUCAGGAGCCCCGGGGUCUGGCCGAACCCCAGGACCGCCGCUCCAUCAACGAUUGCAGCAGCUCCGGGUGGAGUUCGACCCCCUGCUCCACAGGUGCUGGCUCCACGGCUCAGUCAGCCCCAACAAAACACCACAAACAUCCAAAACAUCCAGCUUCCUCCAGGCAUGGUCCUGAUCCGCAGUGAGAGUGGGCAGCUGCUGAUGAUUCACCAGCAGACCCUGGCUCAGAUGCAAGCCCAGUCGCAGUCACAAAGUGCCAUGACGCCGCGGCCCGCAGCGCCCACCAGCACUCCUCCUGUGCAGACGUCUCUGCAGACUCCAGGUACUCCACUGCUGACCCGCCCUGUCACCUCCACCACUAUUAUAAAACAGGCCUCCCCAGUCCAGACCACAGGGAUAGUCACCACUGCGCUGCAGAGGCCUCCUGUGCUGCAGAACACGGUCAUGCUGGGAGUGACGGCCUCAGGACAGCCAAUGGGAACGGCCGCCAAAGUCCAGCCAGCGGCUCAGAGGGUGGGACCGCUGGGAGCCACGGGAACAGCCGUCGCUCCAACACCAGUCUCAGCUGAAACACUGGAGAAUGUGAAGAAGUGUCGGAACUUUCUCUCCACGCUCAUCAAGCUGGCAAGUGGAAAACAGUCGCCUCAGACUUCAGCGAAUGUCAAAGAGCUGAUCAAGAACCUGCUGCAAGCAAAAAUAGAGCCUGAGGAUUUCACCAGCAGGUUGUACAAAGAGCUGAGCUCCUCCCCUCAACCGUACCUGGUUCCCUUUCUGAAGAGAAGCCUCCCCGCGCUGCGUCAGAUGACCCCAGACCCGGAUGCAUUCAUCCAGCAGAGCCUGCUGCCUCUGCCCAGCACUCAGCCGGUUGCGACGGCCUCCACGGCCCUCACCGCUGUGGUGCUGCGGCCUCCUCUGUCGACCACAGUCACCACAGCUACAAGCACAACCAAAGCCACGGUCAUCAGCCUCACCCAGACUCCUCAGAGUAAACCUGGGCUGAUCGUCUCUCAGCAACAAGGCACCAUGGUGAGGCCACAGGUGCCUCUGGCUCAGUCUCCUGUGGUGACCAUCAGAGGACAGCCUCAUAGCCGGAUUAUUGUUGGUCAGCCACAGGUGGUAAAACAGCUAACAGCAGUUCCAGCUGUGAGACAGACUUUGGCUCCGGGGAUCAGAGGAGUUCAGGUGCUCGGUCACGCUUCGGUAGCUGAUGCUCACAGGAACAGGCUAAAAGAAGCAGGAGGGGGAGCUUUCAAGGAUGAUGAUGACAUCAACGACGUGGCGUCCAUGGCCGGGGUCAACCUGUCGGAGGAGAGUGCCCGCAUCCUGGCAACCAGCUCCGAGCUUGUUGGCAUGGUGACUCGUUCCUGCAAGGACGAGGCCUUCCUGUCCACCCCGUCCCUUACCAGGAUAGCCCUGGAGAUCGGUAAAAAGUUUGGUGUCAGCGAGCUGGGCACAGACGUGAUCAGUUACAUUUCUCAUGCAACCCAGCAGCGACUCCAGAACCUGUUGGAAAAGGUCUCACAAGUGGCUCACCACAAGAACGUCACCCUGAAGGAAGAUGAGCGAUGUGAGCAGGUCAGCGAUGUCAGAGGACAACUUAAGUUUUUUGAGCAGCUGGACCAGCUGGAAAAGCAGAGAAAGGAAGAGCAGGAGAGGGAGAUCCUCUUGAAGGCUGCUAAGUCUCGGUCAAGGCAAGAAGAUCCGGAGCAGCUCCGACUCAAACAGAAGGCCAAAGAGAUGCAGCAGCUGGAGCUGGCUCAGAUCAGGCAGAGGGAAGCCAACCUGGCAGCCCUGGCAGCCAUCGGCCCCAGGAAAAAACGCAAAACGGACUCUCCUGUGAAGGGGGCGGGCGCAGACGGCUCAAGUUCGGGUCCCUCUCAGCCCGGAGGCUCCGGAGGAGCCGGCUCCAGACAGUUCACACGUCAGCGCAUCACUCGAGUCAACCUGCGGGACCUGCUCUUCUGCCUGGAGAACGAAAAAGAAACCAGCCACUCCCAGCUGCUCUACAAAGGCUUCCUGAAGUAGCAGCUCCGUUUGGGGCUAAGGAUGCGGGUCAGACUGCAGUCUACACACAAACACACACAGGUGUCCGCUUUAAAACUCCCACAAAAAGGUACCGCUUCUGAUGUCAUCGUGCCUCUUGCUCUGUUUGAAACCAGAACACGUCAAAAACGGCUAUACGCUGUUUUUUUUUUUAACUCUUGAGUUUUGGCUACAAAACAGAGAUGUUAACUUCUCCUUCAUUUUUUAUUGUACAUUAUCAAUGCCUUUGUAUUUGUUUUACAGAGACUAACCUGGUUUUGUCAUCUGCACAGCUGCCUUUCUAACACUUAAACCAUGUAAGCCAUAUGCUGUAUGCAUUUAAUACCUGACAUGUUUUCUUGCUAAUCUUUUCUGAAUGAAACAGAAAAGCUUUAUACAGAUAUUUUUGUUUUAAAUAUUGUGGGGAUUGAUCCCUAUGCAGAAUCAGUCACUGGUUGUCAUAACUUUUUUUUUUUUUAAUAACGCCCCUAUAACAUUUAAUUCUUAAUUAUUUUUCACUUCAAUCUUGUAAAUAUUGAUUUUUAAAUCAGAAAAUGUAAGUUAAAAAUUAAAAAAAAUUGAUGCCUUUGUUUUUCUGCACAUUUACAAGCCAAAAUCUAAAUUUGAA
Messenger RNA from Oryzias latipes (Japanese medaka), 3515 nucleotides. Its product is annotated as transcription initiation factor TFIID subunit 4. Gene Ontology annotation, biological process: transcription initiation at RNA polymerase II promoter; DNA-templated transcription. The record is from RefSeq and is a predicted model, not a curated record. Gene Ontology annotation, molecular function: protein heterodimerization activity; DNA binding; RNA polymerase II general transcription initiation factor activity. NCBI's taxonomy places the organism in Eukaryota, Metazoa, Chordata, Actinopteri, Beloniformes, Adrianichthyidae. Gene Ontology annotation, cellular component: transcription factor TFIID complex.